GCAAGUCUCAUUGGCAGAUUUCGGUGCCCGAUCCAGCCUCAAUCACCUCGACUGCCUGUUCUCUGUUGGUGCUACAAUGCCUUCCCGCGCCGCUCCUUUCAAGGGGACGAUGAAUAUCAUGAUUAGUAUCACCCACAAGUGUACGCACUCUUUCGAAGCGACUGUUUACAGUUUUUCUUAUACUCACCGUGACGAUGCGGUUACUUCAGCUCAGAGCUGAUGGCGAGUUGACUGUUACUAAGGACCUCUUACGUGAUAUUCCUCCUUAUGCGAUACUCUCACACACAUGGGGAGCCGACGAUGACGAGGUCACUUUCCAAGAAGUCAGGGAGAAGAAAGGGAAGAAAAAGGCUGGAUACACGAAGAUAAAAUUAUGCGGUCAGCAGGCCAAACUCGAUGGACUCGAGUAUUUCUGGGUUGAUACGUGCUGCAUCGACAAGACAAACGCUGUCGAGCUUACAGAAGCAAUCAAUUCGAUGUUUCGCUGGUAUCAGAAAGCCGACAAAUGUUAUGUAUAUCUUGCGGAUGUGUCGCGAGACAGUAGCACACCUGCCGAACAAGCACAACCGACGUGGGAGUCCGAAUUUCGAAAGAGCAGCUGGCACACUCGAGGAUGGACACUGCAAGAACUUGUUGCGCCAGUAGUUGUGGAGUUCUACACCACAGAAUGGCAGUAUAUUGGAGACAAGCAAUCAUUAGAGGAGACGCUCCACGAGGUUACCCGCGUUCCGAUCCGCGCUCUUCGUGGAGAUUCGUUAUCCGAUUUCAAUUUUGAUACGCGGAUAUCAUGGUCCUUGAAACGCGUAACAUCGAAAGCGGAAGACAGAGCCUACUCUUUGCUAGGUUUACUCGGUCUUUCCAUGUCGUUAAUCUAUGGCGAGGGUGAAGAGAGUGCGUUCAGGCGGCUUCGAAAGGAACAUGCAGAUCAAACCAGGCUUUCUCGGGAUCCCGAGAUGGAUGCAAGCAUCUCGCAAUGUCUUAGUCAACUACGAAUAUCGGAUCCACGAGAUGACAGAUCGCGUAUUGAAUACACAAAAGGAGGGCUGUUGAAAGAUUCGUAUCGGUGGGUGCUUGAGAAUAAAGACUUUCAGCGAUGGCGUAGCGGUGAAGAUCAUCAUCUACUUUGGAUAAAAGGGGACCCUGGUAAAGGGAAGACGAUGUUGCUAUGUGGUAUUACCGAAGAAAUGAGUGGUGCUUCCGCUGACGCUUGCUUGGUUUCCUACUUUUUCUGCCAAGCUACCGACACAAGGCUAAAUAAUGCGACAGCUGUACUUCGUGGCCUACUUUACAUGCUUGCGAUACAAGAUCACUUCUGUGCAAAGAAUCUUUACGAGGAAUGGCGAGUCGCUGGCCGUCAGCUAUUCGAGGAUGUUAAUGCCUGGAAUGCGUUGACGAGGAUCUUCACCGCCAUGAUGCAAUCUGGCCGGCUAAACAAGACGAUCUUCGUUAUUGAUGCACUCGACGAAUGCACCACGGAUCGAGCCAAACUUAUCGAGCUCAUCAUUCGCGAAUCUCAAAACGGUCAGGCGAAAUUCCUGGUAUCUAGCCGAAAUUGGCCUGAAAUUGAGGAAGACUUGGCGGGCACUACUCGAAAAGUGCGAAUCAGUCUUGAACUCAACGCGGAAUCGAUCUCUACUGCAGUCAAGGUUUACAUUCGUCAUCAGGUGAACGAGAUCCAACAACGUAAAAGAAUUGAUUUGGCCCAAAAGAACGAGUUGAUUAAAUAUCUAGUGUCUAAAGCAGACGACACUUUUCUAUGGGUGGCAUUAGUUUGUGAGCGGCUAAGAGAUUCUUCAGUACGGGGAAGGCAUAUUAUGCAAGAACUACAACGCUACCCGUCAGGUCUAAACUCACUAUACGACCGCAUGUUACAGCAUCUCAAUAGGUCAACGGACGCCGAAAUUUGUCAUAAGAUCCUUGGCACUAUAGCGGUCACUUAUCGACCUCUCAGCCUUGAUGAGUUGACAAUAUUUAUUAAGUCGGAGUCGUUCGAUGUCGCAGAGCUGAAAGAGGUAGUUGAAUCUUGUGGCUCUUUCCUGACCAUCCGUAAUGACGUGGUGUAUUUUGUCCACCAGUCUGCCAAAGACUUCCUGACUGGACCAGGAGUCAAUACCAUUUUCUCCUCCGGCAUUAAAUCACAACACGCAUCCAUUUUCGAAUUGUCGAUUGAAGCACUUUCGCGAGAUCUCCGACGAGAUAUAUAUGGCUUGCGCCAUCCAGGCGUCCAAAUCGGGGAGUUUAAUGCCCCAAAGCCGGACCCUAUGGCGCCACUCCGAUACUUGUGCACGUUCUGGGUUGAUCAUCUCAUAGAAGGAUGUUUUCACGAUAUGACGCAGUGCAUCCAAGAUCCUAGCAGUCUUAAGAUGGCCCAUAAAUUUCUGCAAGACAAAUUCCUUUAUUGGUUAGAGGGGUUGAGUUUGAUAACAAAUGUGCCGUUAGGCGCUCGAUCGAUGGCAAAACUCCUUCAAGUCAUUCAGAGUCGCAGGGAAGAGCAAGAAUUCCAAGAACUAAUCUAUGAUGAGAUUCGGAUCCUGCAAUUAUUUGGUGUAUUGAUUGCGCAACAUCCACUGCAAAUAUAUGGAGCAAUACUCGUUUUUAGUCCUACCCAAAGCAUUGUGCGAAAACGGUUUGAACGAGAAGCACCACAACGGCUACUACUUCGACCGCAGACUGAAGAAGAUUGGACUGCGUACUUAGCGACGCUAGAGGGACACACGCAUUGGGUCACUUCGGUGGCAUUCUCGCCAGACGGCAAGCGCGUGGCGUCGGCGUCGCACGAUGGCACCGCAAUCCUCUGGUCGGGCGAGUCGGGCGAGAGGCAGGCGACGCUUAGGGGACACACCGGUAGGGUCACUUCGGUAGCGUUCUCGCCGGACGGCAAGCACGUGGCAUCAGCGUCGCACGAUGGCACCGUGAUCCUCUGGUCGGCCGAGCCAGGCGAGAGGCAAGCGACACUCAGGGGGCACACAGAUGGGGUCACUUCGGUGGCGUUCUCGCCGGACGGCAAGCGUAUGGCGUCGGCAUCACACGAUGGCACCGUAAUCCUCUGGUCGGCCGAGUCGGGCGAGAGGCAGGCGAUGCUCAGGGGGCACACGGAUGGGGUCACUUCGGUGGCGUUCUCGCCAGACGGCAAGCGCGUAGCGUCAGCGUCGCACGAUGGCACCGUAAUCCUCUGGUCGGCCGAGCCAGGCGAGAGGCAGGCGACGCUUAGGGGGCAUACGGAUUGGGUCACUUCGGUAGCGUUCUCGCCAGACGGCAAGCGCGUAGUGUCAGCGUCGCACGAUGGCACCGUGAUCCUCUGGUCGGCCGAGCCAGGCGAGAGGCAGGCGAUGCUCAGGGGGCAUACAGGUGGGGUCACUUCGGUAGCGUUCUCGCCGGACGGCAAGCGCGUAGUGUCAGCGUCGCACGAUGGCACCGUAAUCCUCUGGUCGGCCGAGCCAGGCGAGAGGCAGGCGACGCUUAGGGGGCAAACGCUUGAGGGGCACACGGAAUGGGUCACUUCGGUAGCGUUCUCGCCGGACGGCAAGCGCGUAGUGUCAGCGUCGCACGAUGGCACCGUAAUCCUCUGGUCGGCCGAGCCAGGCGAGAGGCAGGCGAUGCUCAGGGGGCAUACAGGUGAGGCCACUUCGGUAGCGUUCUCGCCGGACGGCAAGCACGUGGCAUCAGCGUCGCACGAUGGCACCGUGAUCCUCUGGUUGGCCGAGCCAGGCGAGAGGCAGGCGACGCUCAGGGGGCAUACAGGUGGGGUCACUUCGGUGGCGUUCUCGCCGGACGGCAAGCGCGUAGUGUCAGCGUCGCACGAUGGCACCGUAAUCCUCUGGUCGGCCGAGCCAGGCGAGAGGCAGGCGACGCUUAGGGGGCAUACGGAUUGGGUCACUUCGGUAGCGUUCUCGCCAGACGGCAAGCGCGUAGUGUCAGCGUCGCACGAUGGCACCGUGAUCCUCUGGUCGGCCGAACCAGGCGAGAGGCAGGCGACACUCGGGGGACAUACGGAUUGGGUCACUUCGGUAGCGUUCUCGCCGGACGGCAAGCGCGUGGCGUCGGCGUCGCACGAUGGCACCAUAAUCAUCUGGUCGACCGAGUUGGGCGAGAGGCAGGCGAGGCUUAAUAUCGGAGUCACUUCCAAAAGUCUAAAAUUCGACAUUGACAAUGGGCACAUUCUUACCGAUGCCGGAGUCUUUUCCAUUCUACAUUUUUCCAAUACCCCUUUGGCCAGGAGCUUCCAAGCCCAACGUCCUAUAUCAGACUAUGCGGACUCCAGCGUACAAAGUGUUGACUACGGAAUCAGUCAGGACAAAAGCUGGAUCACCUUAGAAGGACGGAUGAUUCUGUGGUUACCUCCAGCGUAUCGACCAACCGCGUCCGCUAUCUCAAGCUCUACUAUUGCCAUGGGUUGCGAUUCAGGCAUGGUGAUUAUUAUGCGGUUUGGCUAGUCCUACGUAGACGAUAUACUCAAAAUGCUUUAUUAAGACUGGGAAGUCUCAGUUCACUAUCCUCAUUAUUUCUUGUUUCUUGCAAAUCGAGGGUUCCAGGGUAUUA
This is a messenger RNA of Truncatella angustata, 4539 nucleotides long. RefSeq names its product beta transducin-like protein HET-E2C*40. The transcript has 3 exons. Lineage: Eukaryota; Fungi; Ascomycota; Sordariomycetes; Amphisphaeriales; Sporocadaceae. Bases 195 to 4433 code for a protein of 1412 amino acids. Gene Ontology annotation, molecular function: protein binding. The record is from RefSeq and is a predicted model, not a curated record.